GAAAAUAGCCUAUUACUUUGCCUUAAAAUUCCCUGAAGCAAUUAAAACGUUUUCUUCCAAAAUGCAGUUUGAUAUAUAAGUUUCCCACUGGCCAUCAAGGACAUGAAAACUUAAGUAAGGUGGAAAGUGAAGAGCAGCACCCCUGUUGAGCAGAUGUGUUUGCUCAAGCUAGAAUCCAAUCAGAGUCUCGGAGCAACAGGAGGCGCCUCCUCUCUUAAACAUCGUCACGAGUGAAGGGAGAACUUCCAUUCCUAAUGUUCUUCAGGAGCUGCCACCACAUAACCGCUGGAUCCUGCGAACACCAACUUAUGGCAAACCACCAAUAGCGCCUCUUCAAUUUUCCAAACGCUGUGAGAUAUAAAGGGAUCCUGGAUGGACCUGGGUGACGAUAGCUGGUCCAUGGUCAAACGCGAAGUGUCCAGCAGCAGCAGCCCAGGCUCUCCGGCUGAGCAGAGCUACCUGAACACUGACCGGAGGGAGCGACUGAGAUCGCCGCCUCCGACGCACCUGGAUACGGUGGGAACCCGUCGCACGGAGGGGAGGCCCCUACACUCCUACGUUCACUUUGGGCAUCCCAACAACGCCCUGCCCAGUUCAGACGACGUUACACUCUUUACGGACUUAGACCAAAGCAACAAACUCAUCAUCUCAGGUGGACACACCAGGGAGGCACAUAAAGGAGGCCUUAUUGUGGACCCUACCGACAUGUAUCAGACCCUGAGUCAGGCCGGUUAUAACGACUCAUCAUCGGCCGGUUAUAUGCACUCCAACCCUAAUUCACCUGUGUAUGUUCCUACAUCUCGAGUUGGGACGAUGAUACCGAGUUUGUCGUACCUACAACCCAGCGUGUCAUCGCAGCCGAGCCAUGCGGUCAGCAGUCACUCGGUCUGGUCACAGUCCGCGCCGGAGAGCCCGUCUUACAGCACUGGAAGUCCACAUACCUCCAACCGGUUCCACUACUCACCUAGUCCGCCGAUGAACAACGGCACAUCGAGGGAUACCAGCUAUACACAUCCAUUGACUGUGAACAGUCGAGACCAGUCCUAUCUUUCACGACCGAUAAGUGGAUCUUAUACAAGUCCAUAUUAUGUUGCACCGCAACUACCACAGUUACCGGCCGCGUGGCCAGCAGGACCCUUUGAGAACUCCAUGAUUCAUUCCCUGCAAUCCAGAAGCGCACCGCUAUCCAUUAGAGGACCAAACGGAGAUUUGCUGGAUGACAUGAUGGAGAGUCGGGAGUGCGUGAACUGCGGCGCAAUGUCCACCCCGCUGUGGAGACGCGACGGCACGGGCCACUUUCUCUGUAACGCCUGCGGUCUGUACAGCAAAAUGAAUGGACUCAGCCGACCAUUAAUUAAACCUCAGAAGCGAAUGCCUUCUUCGAGAAGAAUGGGUCUGUCUUGCGCAAACUGCCAAACAAGCACUACAACACUAUGGCGCAGAAACGCGGAGGGAGAGCCAGUGUGCAACGCGUGUGGACUUUACACAAAAUUACACGGGGUCCCUCGACCCCUUGCCAUGAAGAAAGAAGGUAUUCAGACAAGGAAAAGAAAACCAAAAGCCCUAAGCAAAACUAAGGGAUCAUCUGGAAGUAGUUCAGUCCCCAUGACUCCGACUUCCUCAUCCUCCUCUAAUUCAGAGGAGUGCACAAAAAACAGUCCUUCAUCAACACAGGUGCCUGUGACAUCGGUCAACUCUUCAACGCUGGUGGGCCAAAUUGAAGUUCCAGGCACGACAGGCUCCAUGGUAAAAUACCCUGGCCAGGAAAGUCUCUACACGAAUGUAGGCUUGACGUCCACAGCUGACGUGGCAACCUCAGUCAGAGGGGACACUUGGUGCCCUAUGGCCUUGGCCUGAACCAUGGCAUUGUGGGAUGGGAGCCAUUUGCCGUCCUUCAGCUCUCUUAUUGAGCAUCCCUUGGCGUUGUGCUGGUUCUAGCAGUGUGUGGGGCUGUCAUCCAUUCUUGGUGUGUAAAUGAUCGAGAUCAGAGACUUCAUCUGUUCUAAAUACUCCAAUUUUUGAUUCACCCAUGGAAUACUCGGACUGGAUGUCCAUAAUGGAGACUUUCGGCAUCAUUCUGCACUAGAGGACACGAGAGAAAGAGAGAGUCAGCUUUAAAAUGGCUUUGGUAUCUUCAGAGCUCGCAGCUUGUGUGUUGCUCAUCAGGAGUAAGUGGAUCAAAAAUUAUUUUUUGAAAAUAGAUUUGUACAUAUUAAUGCUAACGGAUACCUUGCCCAUCUGGAAAGUCAAUGUUUUUGACCAGAUUGUGGGGAUCUGAGGAGAAAAAAAUAGAUGAUCUUUUAUGAAACUGGAAUUGAAGAUAAAGUACCAAGGUCGUCUUACUGAAGAAUGCCAACGUAUUUAAUGAAGCUAAGCUACAGUUGUUCGGAUAAUGCAUAUAUUUGUCAAUAAAGAUUGUGUCAAAUAGAAUAGAAACGAAUGAAGCCUUUUUGUUUUAAGCAUUAUGUCAUCACAGUGUGGAUGCAGCUCACUAAUCUGCACACUUCCUUUAUAAAAAAAAAGAAAAACAAAAACAAAAAAGCUCUUAUUAGGUUGAACUAUUUUGUGAUGGUUUAAUACAGGGUAUCAAAGAUCACAGGAACUUUUGUAAUGUCUUGUUUGAUUACACGUUUUCCUAGAGAUCACUCUCAAAUUAAAAUGGUCUAAUCAAGUCAAUUCAUUCAUAGUUCUGGAAUGAUAAAAACACAAUACUGAAAGCAUCAACACAAUAUCUCUGUUAGAACAAACAGCACUCAGGAUUUCUUUCUGAUGCAUAUUUUGUUACAAUACAAAACUACAAAAAAGUUUUGCUGUUUUAGACUACCUAAGUUAUGACAUUGAUGUGCAAAUAUCAGUGUCUGCUAUGCUAUUUUUAUUUUUUACUUUCAGUUUCAGAUAUACACUUUUCUGGUAAUAAAGCUUUCACAAUUUAUUUGAUCAUUUAGAGAGAAUAAUUCGUAUUCAAAAUCACCCAGUACUAAAAGAACAAGGUUUCUUUUGAGUCAUCAUUUAAGCCACAUACACAAUGUAUAAGUAAGUGAAAUGUCCAACCAGUUUAAUUAAGUAAUGAAUGAGUUCAGUCUCUUGACCCAAAGCCUCAGAGAUUUUAGUUUGUAAUAAAUUAUAAACAAGCAGCCGUGUUUAAUGAUUAUUCUACUACAGUGAGAGAGGAAUGAUGAUUUUUGGACAAUUUGACAAUCAUGUGUGUUACAGGGACAUUGCAUUGCAUUGUGAAUGGCACGAGAAGCAGUUUGCCACAUUCCCUGUGAUUCCUUUAUACAAUUAUUUAUUUCUGCAAUGUAGUGUGUUUCUUAAAGGGUGUUUGUCUAUUUUAUUUGAAUUAACGUAUUUGUAUUGUAUGGCUGUGUUUUGUAGGCGUAAUUUUGAUUCCCGAAUAGAUUUGAUUUAUUUUGUUUUUCAGCCGUUGAAAAAAUUGUCUGGUGUUCCUCCCCUUGCAUUGUAAGGUGCUGAGCGAUUCUUCCAUACUCCUCACAUGAAUGUUUUCAACCACUGGACAUAAUUUUAAUGUAAUUACCAAAAACAAUUGAUGUACAUGAUGUGUUUUUUCAUUGACUUCAUCAGUAAUACAACGUUUAUGAUAUUGGGUGUUCUCAAACCCUUGACUCUCCCUGCUUUUUUCCAGUGUACAGAUUGUUGAGAAGGACAUUUAUUGUUAGAUUUAUUUUGGUUUAAACUAUACGAACUAAAUUUUGUUUUUUUUAGUUCUUGAACACUGGAACAAUAAAUAAGAGCCAUAACUAAA
Misgurnus anguillicaudatus (oriental weatherfish) is the source of this 3763-nucleotide messenger RNA. Lineage: Eukaryota; Metazoa; Chordata; Actinopteri; Cypriniformes; Cobitidae. The record is from RefSeq and is a predicted model, not a curated record.